Entrophospora candida is the source of this 1029-nucleotide messenger RNA. The record is from the annotation of a GenBank genome assembly. NCBI's taxonomy places the organism in Eukaryota, Fungi, Glomeromycota, Glomeromycetes, Entrophosporales, Entrophosporaceae.
AUGCAAUCCACUGAUUCAUUGAGAGAAUUAAAUACCAAUCUCUUAGCUGAGAUUGCCAAACUUAGGAAGGAGAAUACUGAAAUUCCUGAACUUAGAGAGAAGCUACUAAGAUUUGUUGAGGUUGAGGCUGAGAAUGCAAGGUUGAUGCAAAUUAUUGAGGAGAAUGCAAGGCAUGAUGCUGAGAAUGCUGAACUCAAGUCUAGAGUUGGAGAACUUGAGGCUAGACUUGCAUUAUUAGAACAGGGUUCAGCAGUGGAUGGGAUGGCGUUGUCAUUUGGUCAGACACAAAAUGAUAAAGAAGCGAUGUCAGUGGUGACGGUACCAACUGUUGAUGUACCCAGUUCUGUAAUAGACCAACUCAAUAAUGAAGUAGGACGAGCACCUAGUAACCUUGAUGGUAACAAUGAGGAAAUGGUCAAUUUCUUGGAUGAGGUGUGUAAGAAAAGCAUUAGCAAUGAGAUUAGAAAGAGGUGGUGGGAAAAGAAACAGAGAGAUCAAGAGACACUUUUAAUUUCUCAGGAUGUGACUAAAAUUCCUGAAGUCACGGACAUGUUAACUUCAGAGCAAGACAAGCAAGGCUUGUCACAAUCUUAUGAGGCUAGUUCUGAGAGCAUGAGUUCAGCAUAUUGCAUCUUACCAAAGCAACUGCAAGUUAAUGCAUCCAAAUUAGCAUAUAAUCUUGAAAACCAGGAACUUAAAUUCAAUCAGCAUGAUGAAGUUAUUACCAAGUUGGAUAAAAAUAUAAUUGUGGAACAGGAAUUAAAGCAACAGUUAUCGUCACCUGUACAUACAUCUAGAUCAGAUCAAACUUCAGAAGAACAGGAUCCAUCUUUAGAUACCACACAAAAUAUAGUUUGCAUGUUCAAGAAAGCUAAUAAACUUGGUCAAGAAGCAAUUUUAUACUGGUGCUACUUUAUACAAAAAUAUGACAAAAGGAUUGAUAACUUUGUUGCUGGUGGAGUUAAGAAAAAAACUGCAACAUCUAUGGUAUAUCAUGAAAUCAAACAGCUUCUACCUGAAAUAACAGAU